AAUGCGGUUGAUUCUAAUUGUAUUUUGCAUCUUUAUUUCUACUUCUUUCAGCUCCUUCAGCUCUUUCUCCUUGUUCUCUCAGCCGUCGCUGGUCAAAGCAGGCGACGUGCGGCGUGACAAAAUGCGUGCUCAUCGCGCUAUUGUUCAUCACAUUCGUUUAUGCGUGAUGAUCUCUGGUUUCUAUUCCACUGCGGUUUGUUGAGGAUAUCAGUUAUUCUAUUCUUUUGGAUAUUCUAUCUACUUAUUGUAUUCUACAUUAUCAUCUCCUCUCCAUCUUCAUCUUGAUCUCCUUCUCAUCUACCUCAUGGCAACCAUCGACAGCUACGCCCUCCCAACUCCCUCCGCCUCGUCUCCCGCUUCACCAUCGACUCCCUCUCCCCCCAUCUCGCCCUCUCUCAUCGUCUCCUCUCCCCACCGCCGUCACUCUUCUCAGAUACCCAUCCAGCAGCUUCCUCCUCAGAUCCUCCUCCCGCUAGUCGACAGACCCGCCGAACUCUCCUCCCUCAUCGACCACAACCAGCCCUUCUUCUCCCUCCUCGAGCGCACCCUGGGCACCGCCUUCUACCGCACCCAGCUCCUCCCUCUGCUCAAGUCUCCCCGUGAAACCGUUGACGAUCUCUCAUUCCUCACCGCUGUCCGCAAAAUGCUUUGCAAAGGUGACGAGUGCUCGAACCGCAUCUGGACCGAGUUCUGCUGUGUAAUCGGCUUCGAUCCCUCCUCCACCGUCUUUCCCGACUUCUCUCGAUCCUCCUCCAGAGUCUCUCUCUCCGACCAGACUUCCUACUCUUUCUCAUCUUUUUACGACCCCAGCAAAUCCCCGAGAUCUGUUUCACUCAACUCUGCCUGCAUCAUCGAAGACGACGAGAACUAGCAGUGCCCACCCACCCACUCAUUCCAUCCACCAUCCCAACACUACACGGUCUUUGUAUUUACAAUCUACGGCGUUCCGGAGCAACUAACGUGUCUCUGUCUUCUCACACGGCUUACGACUUACGAACAACUCCUUCUCUCCUUCUUUCUUUUCUUUAAUAUCGCAUGUUUUCUGGUCUAUACACAUACACCCUCCUUUCUCUUGUACAUAUCGAAUAAACCUUCCUCGACCGUCGUCGACGUGUCGAGGUGGCGGGACGAUCCGCGCGCAGAUCCCCGAGUCCACGUCACCUUUCUGCUGUUUUGAUUAACAGAUUCCCUAUUUUUAGAGUACAAUGCCAUUUCUCUUUUUAAUCAUUGCCAUCUACUUAAAACAAAUCCAGUAAAUACAAUCAAUGUAGAA
This is a messenger RNA of Myxozyma melibiosi, 1273 nucleotides long. RefSeq lists its product as uncharacterized. The coding region runs from base 305 to 871 and encodes 188 amino acids. The record is from RefSeq and is a predicted model, not a curated record. NCBI's taxonomy places the organism in Eukaryota, Fungi, Ascomycota, Lipomycetes, Lipomycetales, Lipomycetaceae. The transcript has 2 exons.